UUUUUUUUUUUGUUUAAAUUUUAUUAUUCAUUCAUUUAUUCAUUCAUUUACUUCAUUCCCAUUAAUUUGAGUUGAUUUUGUAUGGCCAACUUGCCUGAAAUCAUAUGCCGUGUACGUGCAAUAUACCCCUUUCAAUCGAACGAACGGGCCUCUUUAUCCUUUAACCCUGGCGACGAAAUAGAUGUCCUUACUCAAUUAGAAUCCGGUUGGUGGGAUGGUUGGUGUAAUGGUAUGAGAGGUUGGUUUCCUUGUAAUUAUGUUCAAAUAAUUCAAGAAAGUACAAUGGAUCAAUUCAAUGAUAUUGCUCUUUCUCCUGAUGAAGAUAUUGAUCAUUCUUUUCAACGUCAACAGGAACUACAACGACCUACACGACAACGACAACAAUAUAGUAUAAGUAGUAGCAAUAGUAGCAGUACAAACAAUUCUUCUAGGCAAACUCCUCCACCACCACAACAACAACCAAAAUCUGAUACAAGCCUGGAUUCUCAUUUACCCGAAGGAUGGAAUUUAUUAGUUGCUGACGAUGGAAAAACGAGUUACUACUACAAUCAUUUGACUGGUGGCAUGCGAUUUAAACAUCCUGGAUUAUCAGAUUCUGAUGGUGACUAUGAUAAACGUAAAAUUAUGACUGCAGAUGCUUUGAAACGACUUAGUAUGGGUUCUAGUGACGAUGAAGAAGCUAUCACUCGACAAUUCCAACAACAACAUUAUCCAUAUCAAUCAAAAUCUCAAGAUGCAACUGAAUAUGAACAUGAUGAUGAUGAUGAUGAUGAUGAAAAUAAUGUAGAAAAGAUGAUGAAAUCUUGGGUACAACGUGAAACUCCUCAAGGUCGUCCUUACUUUUGUAAUUUGAUCACUCAGGAAACCACUUGGAAUUAUGAAGAUAUCGAUCCAACCACUGGUCAUUUACGAACAACGCAAGAUGACACAUCUAGUCAAGAUACUGAUCAACAUGGACCAGAGACACCUACUACUCAAGGAAACUCAUCUGGAGAUGGACUAGGAAAUGAUAAAAUAGGAUCAGACGAUCAAACACCUCUAGAACCGGAAAUCACUUGGUCAACCCUUUCUUCUGAUAUUGCAUUAGCUAUUCAUCAACUCAAUACUGUGGCUCAACAAGGACAACGACAAAAAUUAAUGGGAAAUACUUCAAUAGUGGUAGAAACUAUUCGUGUCAUGCUUUAUGCCAGUGGAUCAAUGGAAAAGGAUGUAUCUCAAACUCAAGACCCUGCCCUCCGAGAACCUCGACGUGCUGUUAUGGCCUCUUUAUCCAAACUUGUUCUUUCUGCAAAGAUGGCGGCCGAAGCAACUUCUAACGACUCACCUACUCCCUCUUCUUCUGCUUCCUCUGAAACCGUGAUCAAGGUACAACGGGAUGCGGGUGAUGUUCUUUCAGCAGUUCGCAACUUUGUUACCACCUGUCAACAAUGUCAAGUACAAGUAGCUCAUGUAGAUCCACGACUCAUUGACACUCCUGAACAUAUCUUUGGUCAUAUUGCUGGGAAUACUAUGAAUAACAAGACAAUGUUAGCUGCCGUGAAAAAAUUACAAGACGAUCCAUCUCAUCACCAUCCAGUUAUUACCACAUCAACAUCAUCAGGAUCACCAUCAGCAACACCAGCUUCAACAAGUGUAGGAACUACCAUGAAAUUAUCAGAUGCUGGAUUGACUAUGGUUCAAAAGGCGAAAUAUCCUCUCAAUCAAGAUCUGGUGGUCAGUUUACGAACGCAUGCUAACCAAAUUUAUGGGUCUACCGACGCACUCUCAACAUCUGUUUCCUUUUUAUUGACCUUGCAUCGUGCUGACGGAGACAAAAGCAAAACUGGAAAAAACGAUUACAAUGACGAUGACGACAAUAACGAUGAUAAUGACGACGAGGAAGAUAGUGGUAACGACGGUCGCGAUACAUUCGUACGACAAAAACAACGAAAACAUAGUCAACGACCAGCUCAAUAUCACCAUUAUGAAGACAGUGCAGAAGAAGAAAAUGUCAAAGCCAAUGUGGUACAUCUAUUCCGAAGUUUAUCUAGUCAUCUCAGUCAAUUCCUUAGUAUCUUGGAAGACAUUGAUGUACCAGCCAUUGUGGAUGUAGACAAUGAACUUCCCUCGCUUCGAUCAUACAGGGCAGAUAAACAAAUGCUAUUCAAUGGUGUUGGACAAUUAUUUGGAACAGUACAACAAUUGACAGAUCAAAUGAAUGAACGAACACAGGCAGUACAUUCGAUUGAUCAAGCGAUUGCUAGAGUAGAACGCGCCAUGGAAGGAAUUCUGACAGAUGUAGGUGAAAUGGUGAUUCAACGACAUGCAUGGAUGGUUCGGCAAGAAGAAGCUGGUCAGAAUAAUAAUGGUAGCAAUAACAAUCCUAGUGGAAACAAUACUAAUCCCAUGGUGAUCCCUACAGAUGGAUUGAUUUCUGUUAGUGGUGAUAUGUCUUUAUCGCCUAUCACUAGCAAUUUUUACGAUACGACAGAUGAACAAGAAGAUGAAGUAGCUCCAACAGUAUCUCUUAGUGGUGGUUUGGAUGAUCCUCGACGUCGUGGCACUAUGGCUUCUAUUCGAAAACGCAACAAACCUGCUACAGAUGAUAAAAGUUGUGUCAAUUGGUUUUUGGCUCCUGAUUACAAACCUAAUGAAUUACUUUUCAAUAAUGAUAAUAAUGUGAAGGGUGGUACUCUGGCUGCUUUGGUGGAACGAUUGACGAUGCAUGAUAGUUUUGAUACAAGCUAUAUUGCUACCUUUUUAUUGACUUAUCGUUCCUUUUGUGCUACUGAAGAAUUUGUUAAUCUUUUACAAGAUCGAUACAACAUGCAAGCUCCUGAUGAUUUGACGCCGGAUCAACUUGAAAUUUGGACAGAAACCAAACAGAAACUAGUCCGUUUACGUGUAUUCAAUGUUCUCAAGAAUUGGUUGGAAAAUUAUUACGAUGAAGAAGAUGAAUUUAUUCUUGGACGAUUAGAAUUCUUCACCAAUACUGUGAUUCGCGAUGCCUCACCCUUUUCAGCAGAUCAAUUAAAUCGACUGAUACGAAAACGAAAAGAAGCUGAUAGCAAUCAAUCAGGAUUGAAGAAAUUAGUACCCAAGGUAAGCACUGGUCCUUUACCUAUUAUGCCCAAGAACAUAUCUCAUAUCCGACUAUUGGAAACCGAUCCACUUGAAAUGGCAAGACAACUUAGUGUACUUGACUUCAAGUUAUACAGUGGUAUUCGACCGAUUGAAUGUUUGAACAAGGCUUGGUCGCGUGAUACUGUCAAAGGUGGUGUACCUGUAGCUGUCAAUGUUAUCCAAUCCAUUGAUUAUUGCAAUCGAUUGACUUCCUGGGUGACCGAUAGUAUUUUAUCUUAUGAUGAAGCCAAGAAACGUGUAGUAAUCAUCAAAUACUGGGCUCAAGUGGCAGAAAAAUGUAGGAACAUGAACAAUUACAACACCUGUAUGGCAAUCAUUUCAGCAUUUGAUAACAGUGCGAUUGGACGAUUGAAGAAAACUUGGGAAUUAUUGGGUAAUCGAACGAGUCAAGUAUUAUCACAAAUCCGUAAAUUGAUGGGUGCGAAUCGCAACUUUACUGAAUACCGAGAAAUGAUCCAUUCUGUGAAUCCACCAUGUAUUCCAUUCCUGGGUAUCUAUUUACAAGAUUUGACAUUUAUCGAAGAUGGCAAUCCGGAUUAUUUGAAAAAGGCUGAAGGAUUAAUCAACUUUGCCAAACGACAAAAAUGUGCUGAAGUCAUUCAAGAAAUCAAACAAUUCCAAAGUCCUCCUUAUACCUUCCAUGUCGUGCCUGAAUUACAAGAUUUCAUCAAGUCUCAUUUGGAAACAAGUCGUGAUGUUGAAACCUUAUAUGAACGCUCUUUACAUUUGGAGCCAAGAGAAACUAAUGUUGCUCCUUUAUCUUAGAUUUACCCCCAUCCAUUCCUUUCUAUCAUUCUGUUUGUAUUCUUUUUAUUUAUUUAUUUAUUUAUU
Molecule: messenger RNA, 3954 nt
Organism: Halteromyces radiatus
Lineage: Eukaryota; Fungi; Mucoromycota; Mucoromycetes; Mucorales; Cunninghamellaceae
Product: ras guanine nucleotide exchange factor domain-containing protein
Exons: 9
Coding region: 82-3888 (1268 amino acids)
Biological process (GO): Ras protein signal transduction; positive regulation of GTPase activity
Cellular component (GO): plasma membrane
Molecular function (GO): guanyl-nucleotide exchange factor activity; protein binding
Source: RefSeq, a predicted model, not a curated record